AUGGAGGCCUCAGAUGGGCAAGGGGCUGAAGGGGACAAGCCACCAAAGAAGGUGACAGAUGUAUCCUGCUUAGAGAAGAGCUCUGGCACCACCUCCACUGGGGACUCACUUAUACGCCAUGCCAAGGGCCUGGGCCAGGACACCUUCAAAAUAUGUAAAGAAUAUCUAAGGCCACUGAAGAAGUUUCUGCGAAAGUUGCACCUGCCCAGGGACCUUCCCCAGAAGAAGAAGCUAAAGUACAUGAAGCAGAGCCUGCUGGUCCUAGGGGACCACAUCAAUACCUUUCUGCAGCACUACUGCCGAACAUGGGAGAUCAAGCACUGGAGGAAGAUGCUCUGGAGAUUUGUUUCUCUAUUCUCAGAAUUGGAAGCGAAACAACUUCGCAGGCUCUACAAGUACACCAAGAGCAACCAGACAGCCAAGUUCCUGGUGGCGUUCUGCCCCUUGGACACGCCGGAGAGCUCCUUGCUGGCCGACCAGGAAGACAGUCUGCCCAAACUCUGCAGUGCCUGGGGCCUGCACAGCAACAUCAGCGGCAUGAAGGAGAGGCUGUCCAAGAUGCAGGCCCCCGACCCAGAUGCCUCCCUGCUGGGGGAGCCCACAUCCGGGUCCCAGGGUGGGCCAGGUUCUCUAAGGAAACUUCCCCAAAAAACGAAACUCAGAAGGAAGAGGAUUAAGGAAGCCCCCAAGACUCCAGAGACCUGCGCGUGAGAACUGCCAGCCAGGCCGGGGUGCAGGGCCAGCUUGUCCUGGCUCCCAGAGCACUUUUUCUCGUCUUCAACACCUCUGCACCCUGGGGGCUGGGGGCCAAGGAGGGGAAAGACGAAAACUGUCUGUCAAAAAGAUGUUCAGAUCUUAGUUAUGUCUAAAUGGGGUGGGGAAAUAAACAUCCUUAAGACAGUU
This is a messenger RNA of Enhydra lutris kenyoni (northern sea otter), 903 nucleotides long. It is a transcript of the gene CHCT1, whose product is annotated as chromosome unknown C17orf64 homolog. The transcript has 6 exons. The record is from RefSeq and is a predicted model, not a curated record. The coding region runs from base 1 to 711 and encodes 236 amino acids. NCBI's taxonomy places the organism in Eukaryota, Metazoa, Chordata, Mammalia, Carnivora, Mustelidae.